This is a messenger RNA of Mauremys reevesii (Reeves's turtle), 1549 nucleotides long. It is a transcript of the gene TPPP, whose product is annotated as tubulin polymerization promoting protein. Gene Ontology annotation, molecular function: heme binding; electron transfer activity; tubulin binding. Gene Ontology annotation, cellular component: microtubule. The coding region runs from base 476 to 1249 and encodes 257 amino acids. The transcript is spliced from 6 exons. Gene Ontology annotation, biological process: microtubule polymerization; microtubule bundle formation; positive regulation of protein polymerization. The record is from RefSeq and is a predicted model, not a curated record. Lineage: Eukaryota; Metazoa; Chordata; Testudines; Geoemydidae.
CCAGCCAUGUAAGGCAGCGGCUCCGGGCGCGCUAAUUCAUUACCUCACACCCGCCGGGAGCCAGGGCGGGGCGCAGCCCGCUCAGCCUGUGGGGGCGGGCGCCGGGCCGCUCACCAAUGCCAGCCCGGCGGGGGCGGAGCGGCGGCGCCCGGCUCGCGGCGGCUGGGUUUCCCUGCGCGCGUCGGCUCCCGGGUGGCUGCCAGGCUGGGCUGGGGGGACCCGCGCCCGCUCAGAGCCGAGGGGAUGGAGCCCGUGAGCGUUGGCAGCUGCAUCCUUGAGUAGGACUCCUCCUCCUCCCGCUCCCCUGCUUGGAGGACAUGCAACAGCACCUGCCCUGGAGAGAGCUGGAUUCUUGCAUGGUUGAUGUUAGUAGCACUCCACGGGUGACUGUUUAGCCUGAGUCGAGCAAUGCUCCCUGCAUUCCACGCAGAAGAGAGUGCUGCCUUCAUCGGACUUGUUCACCCAAACGUUUCAGAUGAUAUCUGGCUCUGCAUUAAUUGUCAUGAUGUCUGACAAUAAAACAAAGUCCACUAAGCCUGCAAACAAGACUCCUCCAAAGUCUCCUGCCGAUCCGGCAAAAGAGAGAGCAGCCAAAAGGCUAUCUUAUGAGUCAAACAGUUCCCACGAAGGGGCCAUGGCUGCAGAACUUACUGCUCUAGAAGAGUCUUUUAAAAAGUUUGCCAUCCACGGAGAUACCAGAGCCACAGGAAAAGAAAUGCAUGGGAAAAACUGGUCAAAAUUAUGUAAGGACUGUCAUGUAAUAGAUGGGAAGAAUGUGACAAUCACGGAUGUUGACAUCGUCUUCAGUAAAAUCAACGUGUCACUGGAAGUGAUGCCGUCCAGAAGACACCUUCUUCUUCGUUCCAUAAUUUGGUCAUGUGCUAGCUUGGCUACUUAUUGGGGGAAAUCUUCUAGGACGAUUACUUUUGAUCAAUUUAAAGAAGCUCUUCAAGAACUCUCCAAGAAACGAUUUAAAGACAAGAGCAAUGAGGAAGCAGUUCAAGAAAUACAUAAACUAAUCGAAGGAAAAGCCCCGAUCAUAUCUGGAGUAACGAAAACCAUUUCAUCUCCAACUGUAUCACGACUUACAGACACGUCAAAAUUCACUGGUUCCCACAAAGAGAGGUUUGAUCCAAGUGGGAAAGGAAGAGGCAAAGCAGGACGAGAAGACCUGGUUGAUGCGUCGGGCUAUGUGCCUGGGUACAAGCACGCAGGCACAUAUGAUCAUAAAGUACAAGGAAGCAAGUAAGCCUGGGGAGUUUAAAAAGAGAGAGAGAGAGAAUAUACCUGUAAGAAUGAUGUAGAUGAAUCCCACAUGUUUCAGUUAUCGUGAAUGCGAAGACUAUGUUGGCGAGAAGUGUUUUCAGGAACUGGAACUGAUUUCAACAUCUGCUGAGAUACUUGCAGCACAGCAACACUUCAUUACAUUCCUCAUGCUUACAUUGGCAACAAAUAUAAAAUACAAAGUUGUUGAGCUUUAGACAAGAAACCAAAUGCAAGGGCUGUUCUACCACACUUUGUCAAUACUGGUAAAAGAUCUCAAACAUUC